This is a messenger RNA of Platichthys flesus (European flounder), 1874 nucleotides long. It is a transcript of the gene ankrd39, whose product is annotated as ankyrin repeat domain 39. Gene Ontology annotation, cellular component: T-tubule. The transcript is spliced from 4 exons. The coding region runs from base 164 to 712 and encodes 182 amino acids. Gene Ontology annotation, biological process: regulation of cardiac muscle contraction; protein localization to T-tubule. The record is from RefSeq and is a predicted model, not a curated record. Gene Ontology annotation, molecular function: protein binding. NCBI's taxonomy places the organism in Eukaryota, Metazoa, Chordata, Actinopteri, Pleuronectiformes, Pleuronectidae.
AAGAAGAAGAAACACGGAAGUGUCAAACAACAUGAUUGUCUAUGAGCAAUCCAAACAUCAUAUUUUAUAAAUUCUCUGGUAUUACGUUUAUUCAAACGUGUGACCCACAAACUAACAGUGUUCAUCUUCAGGUCGGAACCAGUCUGGGACAGUUUUGAUCAGCAUGGCGUCUGACAAACAACAUUGCUCGUGUUGCUCCCAUCCUGCCUCCUCUCCCAGUGUUUACCAGACACUGGAUGAAAUGGAUUUUGAACGAGGCAUCUGGUCUGCUGCAAUGGCCAGUGACCUGGAGAGGGUUAAGUCGUUGGUCCAGAAGGGCACAGACAUCAACGUGAGGGACUCGUCCGGAUACACAGCCCUGCACUAUGCAAGUCGCAGUGGCCAUCUUGCUGUGUGCAAGUUUCUUCUAGAUAAUGGUGCAUGUGCGUCUUCGCAGACACCAGGUGGUGCCACGCCGCUCCAUCGGUCAGCGUACUGCGGUCACUUGGACGUGGUCAGACUCCUCCUGCACCAUAGGGCAAAUCCUACGCUCUGUGAUGACGACGGUGCAACCCCUUUACACAAGGCUGCAGAGCAGGGCCAUGAAGAGGUGUGUCGGCUGCUUGUUGAGAACUGUCCAGCACUUUGCAGCCAGAAGAACAAGCGGCUCCAGCUGUCCCACCAGCUGGCACAGCAGGGAGAUCUGCAGGAGCUCUUAAAACCCCCUUGGUGAUGGCGAACACACACUGCAUAAGGGGCAUGCUGUGUUUCUAAUAUCAGACAAAUGAAAUGAACUUGAAUUUACCAGGUGAGGUCCACAUGACUCAGGAUCACGUUGACCUGGAUUCACCAUAUUGGACUGAUUAUAUUUCUCAACUGCGCAUCAGCAAACACCACUGAGUGAAUCAGGGUGUACAAAACAUAACAUUUUCUAUAUUUAUACAACAGAUAUCAGCCUGUUUUUUAAUUGUGCUACGAUGAGCAAAUGAGUCAUUUAGUUCUUCACGAUCAACAGCAUCUAGCCUCACUGCAGUAUUUAUGAUUUUAAAUGUCAUGUUUGACACAGCAGUUUACAGUAAAACCGGAGGCAGUAUGUAUCUCAGUUAGGAUUAUUGUUUGUUUAAUGUUAUGGUCCAAUGUGUAGGAUUUAUGAGGGGUCGAAUAGCGUAUUUGGACUGUAGUCAUCGUUACAUUUCCAUUCAUAUAUAAUCAUCUGAAAUGUUUUCUUUACCUUAGAAUUUGUCAUUUUUUAUCUCUGGCUGCAGGGGGCGCUGUUGUCUUACAAACAUCAUGUUUUUUGUUCAGUUCACCAUAUGAAUUCACUGCCAGCUUUUACACAGUGACCUCAUUGGCUCCUCUUAGUGCAUUGCUGGAAAACUAAACAGAGUAACUGUGAGAAAGAGAGAAAAACAUCAGUGUCUCCAUUAUUUACUUUGUAUUAAUGAAGUGGAAAAAAUAAAUCAGGUUAUACAGACAAAUAAAGUCAACAUGGUCUUUAGGAACAUUCAUAAACAGCCCUCAUCAUUCCUCAGUGAUCUGUGUCUCAAAUUACUUUUACUGUACUAGUUGCAUGUCUUUCUAACGAUUUUAGCAAACACUUAAGUUCUGCUGCUUCUAGUGUGAAGCGUUGACACUUUCCUACACUGAGAUCAGAAGCUGAUGGUCGAUGUUUUUUUUCAUAUUUAUAGUGAGUUAACGACCUGAAACCUGAAACUGUUUACAAACGUCGAACCUCUUGCUGCUGAUUUGCCACCUUGUGUUUUUUAAGAAAACUUCUGUGCUUGAAUACAUCAUUGUUAAACAGUUCUAAAAGUAUUGGCAGUAAUUAGAUUUGUGUCAUGUCUCUCACUGACAAGAAUUGUCUUCUCUUACGUUAUUAAAGACAGAACAUAUCA